CCAAACAAGACGGAAGAAUAAAGAACAGAAGGAUCAUCUACCCGCUGAAAAUCCAGUCUUUCUUUCCCUUCAACCGUUUUCUUCUUUGGGUUCCCUCCACAAUGCGAACCAUGGUAAUCAACUUGCGCCACCUCCCAUCUCCGCCCUGCAUCGCCGCCUCCAAUCUCCACCACCACUUCUCAACUUCUUCUUGUUCACCGUCCACCUCUUUUUCUUCUUCUUCCACUACCUUCCUCUGCCGCACUAAGCGCUUCCACUUCCUGUCCCCUUGCUCGUCCCUGAAGCAGACGCGGAAGAAGCCGCAGCAGCAGAAGAAUGGAGCUCCUCCUCAGAGCUUGCGGUGGUUCUUGAGCCCCAAGGGGGACGAUGAAGACGAGGGAGGAGGUGGGAAGAAGGUUGUUAAGGGCGACGGCGGGGACGGAGGAGGAGGUGGGUUGGAAGGGGAUACGGCGAUGAAAGGGACGAUUCUUGCUGGGAUUUUGCUUGUGGGAGUCGUUGGUGGGUUCGGGACUGUUGGGUAUGUUUACAGGGAUCAAAUCAAUGCGUUCUUGAAUCAGUUCUCUGGGUUUAUUGAAGGCUAUGGAACAGCCGGAUAUGCUUUGUUUGUGGCAGUAUAUGCAGGCUUGGAGAUUCUUGCAAUUCCGGCAAUCCCAUUGACGAUGUCGGCUGGUCUUCUUUUCGGACCUCUUGUUGGCACCAUCAUAGUCUCAAUAAGUGGAACAGUUGCAGCAAGUAUUGCUUUUCUAAUUGCUAGGUAUUUUGCGCGCGAGAGAAUCCUAAAACUUGUUGAAGGAAAUAAGAAGUUUCUUGCAAUCGACAAGGCAAUUGGCGAAAAUGGCUUCAGAGUAGUCACGCUUCUUCGAUUGAGCCCUUUGCUCCCAUUCUCCCUCGGAAAUUACUUGUAUGGAUUGACAUCAGUCAAGUUCGUGCCGUAUGUUAUGGGGAGCUGGCUCGGGAUGCUUCCAGGCACAUGGGCCUACGUGAGUGCUGGUGCAUUUGGCCGCGCUAUAAUUGUUUCUUUUGCCUAUUUUCAGCAAGAAGAAUCUGAGAUUGGGUUGACUGGAGGAGGAAAUUACGGUCAGCUAUUGACACUUGGGCUGGGAUUGCUUGCAACAGCAUUUGCUGCAGCUUAUGUAACACGGCUCGCCAAGGAUGCUGUGAAAGACAUUGACGAAUGACAUUACACUGUCAAGAGUUGCUGCAGAGGAGAUCGAGUAAGGAGGAUGAAUGAAAUUAGACAGUUAAAGAGUUGCUGCAGAAGAUAGAUGGGAAGUUGUGAAUCACAACUGAUACCUUCCCUGAAUAUCCAUGUAAAGAUCGCAAUUGUAUAAUUUUGGUUCCUUAUAGCUUUCAGUGAAAGGAGUAGUUAAAUGAACGGCCAAUUUGUGUAAAUGAGAGUUCACAUUUGGUUCCAUAUCUCAUAACCCUUUUCAGUGGGGAAACAGGAGGGUACUGACCCACAAUCUCCUCUGACGAAACACUCAACAUACGAACAAUGCUCGAGGCAAGGAUAAUAGGAUGCUUGAAAACAUGAUAUAAUGUUGAAAUGUUGGAUGGAUUCUAACAGGUUUUUCACUUUUUCACCUUGCAAGAGAAUUGAAAUAAAUGAUAUAUACAGGUUGCACUAUUCCGAA
Linum tenue is the source of this 1634-nucleotide messenger RNA. Lineage: Eukaryota; Viridiplantae; Streptophyta; Magnoliopsida; Malpighiales; Linaceae. The record is from the annotation of a GenBank genome assembly.